Messenger RNA from Aspergillus sclerotioniger CBS 115572, 729 nucleotides. RefSeq lists its product as uncharacterized. The transcript has a single exon. The coding region runs from base 46 to 591 and encodes 181 amino acids. The record is from RefSeq and is a predicted model, not a curated record. NCBI's taxonomy places the organism in Eukaryota, Fungi, Ascomycota, Eurotiomycetes, Eurotiales, Aspergillaceae.
GAUGUGAUCCCAGGCCUAAUUAUUGCCGAGAGAUGCAUCCAAGAUAUGCUACUAUAUCGCUAUCAGAAUCUUACUUUUUUCCGGGGCAUUGCCUGGCUGGCUACCGUGGGAGUUCCCCUCUCUCGUAGUGGUCUGUCUGUCUUGUCUUGUCUUGUCGUCACCCGUCACCAUGACUGCACUACUGAUGAUCGUUACCAGGCAAUACCGAUUUACAGUACCUGUAAUUUGCAGCUGCCCGCCCGCUGCCUGAGGUGUGCCCCUCCCUCAGCCCUCGUCGUCCUGCUCUUUUUUCCUCCCGCAACCCAAAAAUUUCCCCUCCUCGGGUUUGCUUGUUUUGAUUUUGCUGCUUGCAGAAGGGGCCCUCGAUCCACUUGCUGUGGCCCCGGCGACCAGCUCCAUCUCCCAGGGCGUCAACCCCAACGCACAAAUCAUUGCCGUUGUUUUUCGAGGCCUCGCCUUCUACUAACUAUAGCCGGCCACUCAGAGUGCUGCGUGGCUGUUCCAUUGAGGUUCUUUGAGCUUCUUUCUUUCUACCAUUUGACAAGGGCUCGUCGCGGAUCGUCGACGGAACAACCACUCUUAGAACCAUGACAGCCUGACCCCUGGGCACGGUUCCAAACUAUCUAUAGCUUCCCAAUAGCUAGACUACCUUUCCCCGUAAUGCAAUGGAAGCAUUGAUCGACAGAUAUGCUUCAUCAUCUUUUCGCCGAUCGAGGCGGCUAAUACUCC